This is a messenger RNA of Rosa chinensis, 2425 nucleotides long. RefSeq names its product mechanosensitive ion channel protein 10. The record is from RefSeq and is a predicted model, not a curated record. Gene Ontology annotation, molecular function: mechanosensitive monoatomic ion channel activity. The transcript is spliced from 6 exons. Gene Ontology annotation, biological process: detection of mechanical stimulus; transmembrane transport; monoatomic anion transport. NCBI's taxonomy places the organism in Eukaryota, Viridiplantae, Streptophyta, Magnoliopsida, Rosales, Rosaceae. Gene Ontology annotation, cellular component: plasma membrane. Bases 148 to 2106 code for a protein of 652 amino acids.
UAAAGUUAAAUUCAGGAAAGACAAUGUCACUCAAUUUACAAUUUUUAGGGACAACCGCAGCAUCCUCCUUUACUGAUUAGAUCAGGUUAUUCACAGUGGGGGCUUAGUUGAUAGUUACCUAAAGCUCUAGAAAGGCAGCGGUCAAGCAUGUCGGAGAAGCAGCAAUCUCCUAGUGGAGGUGAAGUUGUAGUGGAAGUUGGAAGGGAAAAGAGCAAUGAACCAAAAGGCUCAGACUCUUCAGCUAGCCAGACCCUCACUAAGAGAAAGUCAUUCAGUAGGGAGUCCCCGAAUGAAAUCUCAUUGGUUAGGACUGAGGAGAAUGCACCGCCAUCUCCAGGCAAAACAAAAGAUGAGGAGGAUGUGGAGAUUUACAAGAAGGUUAAAUUGAGUAGAAGAGUGAGCUGCAAAAAAAUCUCGAUUGAGUGGAUUGUUUUUCUAUCCAUUUUGGGUUUUUUAGUGGCUAGCUUGACUGUCCAUAAGCUAAAGAAUCUUAUGGUUUGGGGAUUGGAGGUUUGGAAAUGGUGUGCGCUUAUAAUGGUGGUAUUAUGUGGCAUGCUGAUGACAAAUUGGGUUAUCGGUUUCAUAUUUUUGGUGAUCGAGCGCAACUUCUUGCUUAGGAAGAAGGUGUUGUAUUUUGUUUAUGGAAUGAAGACGGGUAUUCAGUUUCUCAUGUGGGGGAGUCUGAUUCUUCUCACAUGGCUACUCUUGAUCAAACGCGGGCUUCAGCAAUCAAAAGUUUCCACUAAGAUUCUGGCUUACAUCACGCGAAGUAUCGUUGCAGUUGUUAUUGGGGCAUUUUUGUGGUUGUUAAAGACUUUGUUGGUUCUGAUCUUAGCAUCUAAAUUCGAGGCGGUCACCUAUUUUGAUAGAAUUCAAGAAUCGAUAUUCAAUCAAUAUGUUCUUCAGACACUUUCAGGACCUCCGUUGAUGGAGGAGGCUUAUGAAAUAUCACGAGGCAGUAGCAAACAAAGUUACAGAGAGACUAGGAAGGCACAGGCCGAACGGGUGGAGAAAAGGGUCGUCAUUGACAUGACAAAGCUUCAAAGGAUAAAGCAAGAGAAGGUUUCUUCUUGGACCUUGAAGGUAUUGAUGGAUGCAGUAACUAGUUCAGGGCUAUCCACCAUCUCUCAUACAUUGGACGGGAUAGAGGAUCUAAAUGAACAGAGAGAUAAAGAGAUCACCAGUGAGAUGGAAGCAACUGCUGCUGCACAUGACAUUUUCCUUAACGUCGCUCCGCCUGGUUCUAAGUACAUUGAGGAGUGGGAUCUCUUGAGGUUCAUGAUCCAGGAAGAGGUAGAGUUUGUAUGGCCGCUGAUUGACGUAGCAAUGACCGGACAAGUUGACAGAAAAACUCUGACAGACUGGGUGGUGAAGCUCUACACUGAUCGCAAAGCAUUAGCUCAUGCAUUGUCUGAUACCAAAGCAGUUACAGCGCAAGUCAACAAUCUUGUGACUAGCAUUGUGUUUAUUAUCAUCAUCGUUGUGAGCCUUCUAGUGGUGGAAAUUGCAACCACAAGCUUUUUUGUCUUCCUAUCAUCACAGCUCGUAUUAGCAGCUUUUGCUUUCGGAAACACUUGCAAGAAUGUAUUUGAAUCUAUCAUGUUUCUAUUUGUGGCACAUCCAUAUGAUGUUGGUGACUGCAUUGUUUUUGAAGGCGUUCCGAUGAUAGUUGAAGAGAUGAACAUCUUUACUACGGUUUUCUUGAAACUCAGUAAUAACGAGAAGGUGUACUAUCCGAAUUCAGUUUUAUCUGCAACAUUGAUCAGCAAUUACUCCAGAAGUCCAGAUAUGAGAGAUGCUGUAGAAUUCUCAAUUGCUUUAACACCAGUGGAGAAGAUAGUCAAGUUGAAAGAAAAAAUAAAGGAAUACAUCGAGGGGAAGCCUCAAUAUUGGCAUCGAAAACACAAUGUGGUGGUGAUUAACAUCGAAGAUGUUGUUAAGUUAAAGAUGGCAGUCUAUUGUCAUCACAAAAUGAACUAUAAAGAUUUUGAGGAAAAGAAUUUGCGCAGAGCUGAGCUAAACUUCGAAUUGCUGAAAAUUCUUGAAGAGCUAAACAUCACAGUAAUAUCUGCUGACCUCCCAAAAAGUGAAUGUCACUCAAACUAAAUAAGAUGCAAUCAGCACUUUGCUUCCUAAAGGAGGUCCAACUCAACCUGAUGUCCGGUUAGAAAAUCAGUUUGAUACUUUAAUAGACCUCUCAAAGAUUGAAGCUAGGCUAAUUGGUGAGGUCUGUAUUCUAUGUUGUAGUUAUUGGUAUUGCUACAUUCAUUCUGUCAUAACUCAAUGGUGCGCAUAAUAAACCAUGGCUGUUGUUCAUACUUAAUUUUCUGAUAGUUUUCAUCUUGUCAUAAAUCUGGUGGUUGUCUAAAGUAUGUGCGUCUUUGUCCACAAGGAAUAAACAAAAGCUUGUAGCAGUUUUGUUUCU